GUAAGGCAUCAAAAGGCUGAAGGUACCCACUGCAUCGCUUUUCCAUUUACGUCUUGAAAUUUUCUCAUCCCACAUGGCAUUUCCUAGUUGUAGAAGUGUCUUUAUUACUGGCUGUAAUCGAGGUCUUGGCUUAGAGUUCGUCAAGCAGUUUCUAAACCUUCCAAGUCCUCCAGAAUUCUUGUUCGCAACGUGCAGAUCGUUAGCCGCUGAGAGUGCAAAUGAGCUCAAGCAACUUGCCUCCAAGAACAAAAACCUUUAUCUCAUUGAGCUGGAUGUCGAUGAUUAUGAAGCCAUCAAGAAGGUGGCCUCUGAGGUUGGCGAAAAAUUACAAGRCGAGGGGUUGAAUUUGCUACUUAACAACGCUGCGAUCAUGAGUCGUGAAGUGAUCGGAGAAAUUACACCAGAAGCGAUGAUGCGAGUCUACAAAACCAAUACAGUCUCUCCCAUCAUAGUGAUUCAGGGUCUUCUUCCUUUCCUCAAGACCGCAGCUCAGGAUCCUGAAGAUCGUAGCUUACCUAAAGCAGCAAUCAUCAACGUGGGUGCUGGCUACGCAUCAAGUACCUUUCGUCGUACCCGAGUCCCUUAUCCCUACACUGCAAGCAAAUCGGCAUUAAGUUGCGUGACCAGACUGAUGGAUGUUGAUUUAAAAAGCUUUGGUAUCGGCGUGUUCGCUUGUGAUCCUGGUUGGGUAGCCACGGACAUGGGAUCGGAGGAGCCCGUUGGAAAGCCGCCAUUAACACCCGAGCAAUCCAUCUCUGGGUUGAUGAAAACCUUUGGGUCUUUGGAUGAAAAGCUCACUGAGAAGGGAGCUAUAAGAUAUGAUGGACAAAUAGUCCCCUGGUAGAAUGAUGGCAAACUAUGACCAGACUCACAUGGGCCACUAAAAACGUGUUCUCAUAAAAAUAGCUUGAAUCUUAAAUGUAAAAAAUGUUGGAUGACACUAUCCCCCCGGGACACUAUCCUACAAACUGGCACAUUAUGUAGGGAAAAAGGUACUGCCGCUCAAAAGUACGAUAUAGGGUCUGGAUUUAUUCGAAUAAUAAAGUUUUUACAGUCUGGGGUCUGUGAAUCCUUUGUCUAUUCAAGACAAUUAUGAAUUACAAAUUUUAAAAUAAAACUGAUCGAGUCACGCA
Actinia tenebrosa (Australian red waratah sea anemone) is the source of this 1133-nucleotide messenger RNA. RefSeq lists its product as uncharacterized. Lineage: Eukaryota; Metazoa; Cnidaria; Anthozoa; Actiniaria; Actiniidae. Gene Ontology annotation, cellular component: cytoplasm. Gene Ontology annotation, molecular function: oxidoreductase activity. The record is from RefSeq and is a predicted model, not a curated record.